AUGGAGUCUGCCAGGGUGCUGGUCGAAAGGCCAGUCCCUCACUUGAAUCAAAGUCGUGGCACUACGAGCCCCUCUGUCUCAGGAGAGGCUAUCUCAGCUCGGUUUCUACAUGAGUGGAUUGGCUUUCCCAGGCAGAUGCUGACAUUGUGCAACACGUUGAGCCUCGAUGUCAAUGUACCUGUGACCGACGACUCCGACAUGAAUGAGCACUACCAUGUUGGCAAUGAGUUGGGACUCACUGGAAGAUUCAACAAAUACGUCUGCGACCCAGUCGCCAAGGUCCUCUCCGUGACGGAGCACGCUCACCUUACCUUUGGGGAUUUUCAAGCAGCUGUCCACACGCAAUGUAGCGACGUACCUGACGUUGUCGUGCUUUCUGUGCCGAAAUUAGACGUCAUAGCCGUCGGGGAACUCAAACCGGUUUGGACGGUUUUACUAGAGGAAUAUCCAGUCAAUGAAGGCCCGGCGAAUAUAGUCCCGAUGCAGCCGCAUUUUGGUAGCAUGAACCCUACAGAAAUACAUGCUCACUGGCUGAUGUAUCUAGGCCAAUUGGUAUCCUACAUGCGGAACAACCGACUGAAAUACGGCUUCCUGUCGACCUAUCGCAGCACCGUGUUUGUUCGCAGGACUGGCGAUUUUCGAUUCGAGUUGUCUCUGCCCAUCGAUGAACAAGCAACGAACCCAUCCCUCCGCCAGUGUUUCGUUGCGGUUUGUCUUCUCGCUUCUCAGGACGGCAUAUACACAGAGGCACCGGACUUCAAUCCCGCCCGCUUGAAAAUCCCUUUUGAACCAUUCGUUCAACUCUCCAUACGACCAUCUCCCUUUCGUAAUGAAGUGGCCACGAAAACUAACACUCCACGAGAAGCCAUGGGAUCUGAGUCGAUCCUCUUCGGAGGCAAAGAUGGAGUGGCCCAGGAAUGGGUCAAUUGCCAUCGGCUAAUCAAAGGAUCUCAUAUCAAGGCACUCUAUGAGGUUACCUGGAACGGUCAGGCCGCUAUUGCGAAAUGUUGGUCAAACGCACGUCACCAAGGAUACGUCCACGAGGUCAGCACGUACGAAAGGUUGUACCAGUUGAGGCCAGCGGGCUUCGAGUUUUUCGCCCCUCUUCAAACUCACGGAAAAAUCGUCUGCUCCUCGAUCUUCCCCAAAGGACACAUCAUGAUUAUCAAGAAAGUCCAAGGCGAGCCCUUGGACCGUCAGUGGGACCUCCUCUCUUCGGAUCACCGGGACUAUAUACGCACGACUAUCUACAAGGCCGUCGAGGUGUUGAGACGCAUCGGGUACAUAUCAGUUGAUUCGGGAAAACACAAUGUUCUUUACUCACCAGACACCCGGACUGUAACCAUGGUGGAUUUCGAGCUGAUGCAGAAGUGCGAUCAGAGCACGAUGAGCGCGGAGCUCCCAGAGAUGCAUGCUAUCUUCGGAAAGCCUCUCACAUCCGGUUCUCAGCACCAUCUGGGUGGUUAA
This is a messenger RNA of Aspergillus fumigatus Af293, 1467 nucleotides long. The record is from RefSeq and is a predicted model, not a curated record. Lineage: Eukaryota; Fungi; Ascomycota; Eurotiomycetes; Eurotiales; Aspergillaceae.